Messenger RNA from Notothenia coriiceps (black rockcod), 1487 nucleotides. Its product is annotated as remodeling and spacing factor 1-like. Gene Ontology annotation, molecular function: histone binding. The coding region runs from base 276 to 1457 and encodes 393 amino acids. Gene Ontology annotation, cellular component: RSF complex. Gene Ontology annotation, biological process: negative regulation of DNA-templated transcription. The record is from RefSeq and is a predicted model, not a curated record. The transcript has 4 exons. NCBI's taxonomy places the organism in Eukaryota, Metazoa, Chordata, Actinopteri, Perciformes, Nototheniidae.
CGCAGCAGCUCCUGGUCACUGCAUCAAGUCAAGAACUGAGCAACGGAAGGGCCCCUCUGUCCCCGCCCCACAAAGAGGGUCACAAUGGGGUCAUAGGUCAGGUCGGCGUUAUAGGUCAUGUAGGAGUCAUCCGCAGCCCGCUGGAGCGCCAUAGAGCCUCCGGGGCUGAGCAGCAGGAACUAAACGGGACCAGCUUAGACCAGCGGGGGGGGGAAGACAGGGAGGUGAGCCGGCAGUCAGUGCUGGUGAGGAAGGGGGCUGCUGAGGGGGAGACGAUGACAGCAGCAGCCAGCGCUCCUGCAGCCAUGGACACUCUGACAACCAGGAACCAGCCGCUGCCAUCCCGGAAAUCUGUUCCUCUGCCUGACGCUGCAGAGAGCCCCUCCUCACUGUCCCUGCCCUCAGAGGACCCUCAGGGACACACUGCAGAGGACCAGGGUCAACAAGUAACUGAGGAGCAGCUACACAGGGAGAGGAAUACUGGACACAGCAGUGAGGAGAGGGAGGAGGGGGGGAGUGUGUCUGGGUGCCCUGUGGAAGAAGGAGGAAGUAAAGAUGACCAGGAAGAUAAAAUCACUUUAGCAAAGGUGGAGGCAGAACCAGAGAGCAGCUCUCCAACUCUUAGAAAAGUUGACCAGGAGGAGAAAAAGGAGCAGCAGGGAGGGGGGUUCAAUUGUGGGACGGCUGCCCAGGUCAGGGUGAAGGACACUGGGCUUGCAUCAGGGGAGAGGCAGGGUCCCCUGGAGGAAGCCUCCUCUGAGCUCCAGAAAGAAGGAAUCAGGCUGAAGAUCAAGAUCCCCCCCCAUCGCAGGAGCAAGCUAAGGGGGAAAGGGGGAAAGGAGGGGCAGAAAGAGAGGGGGGAGGAGGAGGAGCCAGAUGAAGGGAGGAUGCUCAGGAGAUCCUCCAGGAUCUGCAGAUCAUCUGCUUUGCCAAACUGCAGGCCAAGCUCCAAGGCUUCUGAGAGCCAGAGAAAGAAGCCUAAACAAACACAGGCACUCUCUGAUAGAAUGGGGGAGGAAGAUGAAGAGGAGCAGAGCUUAACGACAAAGAAAGAGGGAAAAAAGGAACCUGUUGGGCAAAUAAGGAAACAACGGGGUAAGCGGAGGCACCGGCGCCCCCGCUGGUCCAACGUCCGUGUUAAGAGACGCAAACUGAACGAUGAGGAGGAGGUGGAGGACCGAGGGAGGAAACGAGGAGAGGAGGAGGAGGACCAAGGGAGGAAACGAGGAGAGGAGGAGAGUGAAGAAGGGAGUGAUUCUGAAGAAUUGUGUAAAUCACAGGAGCUUCCCAGUGAGGACGCCUGCAGUCACUGCGGACUGCCCAACCACCCGGAACUGAUCCUGCUGUGUGACUCCUGUGACAGUGGGUACCACACCGCUUGUCUGCGGCCGCCGCUCAUGUUGAUUCCAGACGGACAGUGGUUCUGUCCACCCUGCCAACAUGUAAGCUGUGUGUGAUUUCCAUGCUGUUUUUGAUUAUUGAUCAGG